CCUGGGGUGCCAUGAUGUUGUGCAGUUCUAUGCCUGAUGCUCAUAGAUUGAUUGGUGAUGCUAGAGGUUAUGAUGCAACUGUAACCUCAUGCAUGCAACUAAGGAGACAUGAUCCCCCGCAUCAACUUGUGCACAGCAGUACUUUUGUGCAUCAUCUAUGCCUAAUUAAAAUUUUGAAACUAAUGCCUGAGUUCUGCAUUAUCAUAUGCCCAGGCAAAGUGACAGGGACGUAAAAUCCAGGGACGACGACUGGAUACGCUAAAUCUUCUCCACACAAAAGGAAACUUACCCAUGUAGCCUGGUACGCCAACUUGCUGUCCGCUCAACUUGCCGCGCUAUAUAGUGUAGGAGAUCUCCACAAUGGCGGGUUAUGCCGUUAUACAGAGAGACACAUUGAGAUGGAGACGUAUCGUACUACUUUCCCAGACGAAGAUUUUGUAGCGCUGUUGCUUUCUCCGGCGGCGCCGACAUUGAACCCGUUGUUCCAGGCAUCCGCCGGUGCUGGUGCGAAUGGCGGCGGCCAUGUGACCGGUGAUUCUUCUGGCCAGGACUAUGCUUUUUCUUCUCCUAUGCUUGGAGAUAUGGAGAUGGAGACGGAGACGGAGACGGAGACGGAUACUACUAUCCAACACGAACAAUUUUUAGAGCUAUUGUGUUCUCCGGUGGCGCCGAUACCGGAGCCGUUGUGCCAGGCUUCUGCUGGGGCUGCCAUUCCUUCGUCUGGAAAAGGUAAACCGUAGGACUCAAACUCUUUGGCUGAAAUCAUGUCACCGGCUCUCGGAUCUCCGGCCACGCAUGACAACUUCGCAGCACCCGAACAGGGCUCCUGCAAUAGUCAGCCCUCACGACUUCCACGUUGUCGCUGCGCCAGCAGCUCUGACCUUCCCUCAUGAUCACUGCCCUUGCUCACGCCGCGCCAUUCAGGUCACAGCACCAUCUUCUCCGGCCACUGCUGCAACGCCAGCCACUCUUGCUCCCGGCAAGACCCCCCAGUAGCCAAGCACCAUCCCGUCUCCAGCAGCAGCCGUCCGCACCAGCAUCUGCUAGCAGCCACCCUCUAGGAAAAGCUCUACUCUACUGCAGCCUCACCAACAGCACCCAGCUCUCCCUCCGGCAGCGGCUCUCCUUCCUGCCGCCAUAAGCUCCACCGGCCUCUCCUCUCUGUUUCCUUUUUAUUUGUGGAGGCUGGUUUCAAUUUUUAAAUUUUGAAUUGUACAUAUGUUAAAUAGACAAAGAACCUGGAGAGCUACGGCAAUGCCCAGUGGCAUGGGCGUUGAACCUGCCGUUCCAGGCUUCUGCCAGUGACACUCUGAUUGUUAGUGCUGGUCAUGUCGGUGACUCGUUUGGCCAGUCCUGUGCUUCUUCUUCUCAUAAGCUUGAAGGAGGAGUUGACGAUGUUGAGAUCAUUGAUAUGUUUUCUCUGCCAUCAUGUCCAUCUCCCGCGGGUUUGAUUCAUUUGGAUGGCUACCAACCAAUGCCAUACCCCCAAAACUGCCACUAUCAGGAAUCUGCUGCAGCUGCCAUGCCUCGGCAAGAGAAAGUGAGAGAGAUGGAGACGAGUACUAUUUUCUCAAAUGAAGAACCUGGAAUGCUACAGCAUUCUCCAGCGGCGUGGACAUUGAACCUGCCAUUCCAGGCUUCUGCUGGUGAUGGUGCGAAUGGUGGCCAUGUGAGUGACUCUUUUGGACAGUCUCGUGCCACUUCUCAUAAGUUUGAAGAAGGAGAUGACAAUUUUAAGAUCAUUAAUAAGCCUCCUCUGGCAUACAGGCCAUACCCACAAAACUGCUACUAUCAGGAAUCUGCUGCAGUUGCAAUGCCUUGGGGAGAGGAAGAGAAACCUGGAAAACUAUGGAGUUCUCUGGUGGUUUGUGCGAUGAACCUGCCAUUCCAGGCUUCUGCCGGUGACAGUGUGAAUGUUGGCCAUUCAGCUACUGGAAAACGAAAAUGGCUGGCCUCAACUCCUUUGGCUAAAAACACUUCACUCGCUUCAAUACCUUCAAAGCUACGAUCCUGUGCUCUCGGACUUGGUGAUGCUAUGUCUAUAGAACUGACAACAAGUGAGUUAUCAAAAGUCAAAGCAGAUGAUAAUAAUAAACGUAGGAGGAUGCUGUCCAACUGUGAGCCUGCCAAAGGUAGGAAAAGAAGAAACGAAGAGCCUAUGAAAGAACUUGUGAUUAAAGAUCUUGCAAUGCAGGUUGCAGAGCUCAAGGCUGAAAAAGAUUCAUGGUCCAAGCAUCGCAAAAAUGAAGGUGAAAAGUACCAGCAGGUUGCAACUUCUGAAACUCAAGUUUUAAAAGCUAAGAUUGACUCAAUAAAUGCCAAAAUUGAGGAAAUGGGAGCAAACGUUGCAGAGCUCAAGGCUGAAAAAGAGUCAUUGUCCAAGUCUCUCACAGGUGAUGGUGAAAAGUACCAGAUUACAACUGCUGAAAUUGAGGAAAUGAGAGCCAACAGUGCAGCGAUGGGAGCAAACGUGAGGAAGCUUGCAGAUAUGGUUCAAAGUUUGAAAGGCUUCAACCCCGCCCCCUGUCCCGUGUCUGAUGUACCUAGCACCGGUGUGCCAUUUGUCAAUGGGCAGUCUGAUGUUCCAAUCGAUGCUUCUGUCCCAACACAACUUGGCACAAACUGCUCUGACCAUCAACUAGUUCCUGAUACUACAUAUGCUCCAUGCGUCCAAAGACCAAGCAAUAUGUUUCACUGCAAUACCCCUGCUGUCCCAGCUGCUGACAGCGAGAAGAUCGAUGCUAAAGGAAACAAGAAGGGCCAAACAUCUAUCUCUAGUGCCCCUGAUUGAAAAAGUAAUAAGCAGAAGUGGAUCUCAGAUGUUCCAUCUCCCCGGUUUUUUGGGUCUAGUGGCUCUGAUCCCAUUAGGUAGCUUUUAUUAUUGGCUGAAGAACAUCUUAAAAAUUCAAACUUCCUCUGCUUUCAUUUUGUUUAUCUUGUCCGGUUCUAUUAUGUUGUCUUUAAGUAUCAGCUAGAAGCUACAUAUAUUAUUGCAUGCAAGGCUCAAAACACAUUCUUGCAUGAAAUUAGUUUCUGGUUUGUUAAUUGCAGUGGUUCCUCCAACACAGCAAAAAGGCAUGAAAUACAUAACAUAGAAAAUCAAAGAAUGCUACAAAGAAA
Molecule: messenger RNA, 3120 nt
Organism: Malania oleifera
Lineage: Eukaryota; Viridiplantae; Streptophyta; Magnoliopsida; Santalales; Ximeniaceae
Exons: 14
Coding region: 1412-2791 (459 amino acids)
Biological process (GO): regulation of DNA-templated transcription
Molecular function (GO): DNA-binding transcription factor activity
Source: RefSeq, a predicted model, not a curated record